AUGGGGAAGCUCAUUCGUUUGGAGUUGUUCAACUUCAAGUCCUACAAAGGCCACCACACCCUCUUGUUUGGUGAUUCCUAUUUUACCUCAAUCAUUGGCCCAAAUGGAUCGGGCAAGUCCAACUCUAUGGAUGCGAUAUCCUUCGUCCUAGGUAUCAAAUCGUCGCAUCUCAGAUCCGCUCAUCUGAAAGACCUCGUAUAUCGUGGCCGAGUCCUCAAGACCUCCAAAAUUAAUGACGAUGGAUCUGCCGACACUCCCGCCGCGAAUGGUGUUGCAAAUGGCGAAACAAACGGCAUCGAUCAAUCCGAGCAACGCCCUACCCGCGGCGACCCCAAAAACGCCUGGGUCAUGGCCGUCUACGAGGAUGAUGCAGGCGACGAGCAGAAGUGGAAACGAUCCAUUACCAACCAGGGCGCUAGUGAAUACCGCAUUAAUGAUCGCGUUGUCACUGCCCAGCAGUACAAUGAGGCCCUUGAGGCCGAGAACAUCCUCAUCAAGGCUCGCAACUUCCUCGUCUUCCAGGGUGAUGUCGAGGCCAUUGCCGCCCAAUCGCCGCAGGACCUGACUCGCCUCAUCGAGCAGAUUUCUGGCAGUCUAGAGUACAAGGCCGAGUACGAGAGAUUACAAACCGAGGCUGACCAGGCUUCCGAGACAACGGCUUUCCAAUUACAGCGGCGCCGGGGUAUCAACUCUGAGAUCAAACAGUAUCAAGAUCAGAAGAGGGAGGCUGAAAACUUCCAGGCCAAAACCGACGAGCGUGACAAGGCUAUUGUUACACAUAUUCUAUGGAAACUCUACCAUUUUCAACGCAUCAUGGACGAGUCCAGCGCACAGAUCCAAGAACACCAGGAGAACCUCAAAGAGUUCCGUCGCAACGUUGAAAAGUUCGAAAAAGACCUCGAGAACGCCCGCCAGGCGCAGUCCAAGGUGAAUCAGGAGGUGCACAAGGUCGAGCGCCAUAUCAAGAGGCAGGAGAAGGAGCUCGAGGAGAAGGAAAACAGCCUCGUCCCGCUUGAGGAGAAGGUCCAACAAACCAAUCAGGCUGUUGCUCAGAUCCGCGCAAGAGUCAACGAUGUUGGCGCAGAUCGCGACGAACAAGCCAAGGUUAUUGCAAAAGUUGAAAAAGACCUGGCCAGAGUGCAGAAGGCACAGAAGCAAUUUGAGGAUCAAUGGAAAGAGACCAUGAAGAAACAGGGCAAGGAAUUGAGUGAUGCAGACCGCAAGGAGUACAACUCACUACGUGCUCAGGCCAUGGCUAAAUCCUCUGAGAACCAGGCCAAGUUGGAGAAUCUGAUACGCCAAUUGAAAACUGACCAGGUUACCGUCAACAGUUUGAGAGGCAAGGUUGAGAACUACGAAGCAGCUGCCGAGAAACUCGAGACAGAGUUGGCUGCAAUCAAGGAAAGACGGAAUACCGUGCAGGAUUUCGUCAAGCAAACGACUGGCGAGAUAGAGGCCAAGAAGAAGGAGUUUAACCGUAUCCAAUCCGAGCGCGUCAGGACCAACCAGCGAAGAACUGAACUGGACGAAAAGCUGCAGGAUGUUCUGAGGAAAUUGAUCGAGGCUGACGACGGACGUCGCCAGAACGACAAAGAGGCUCGUUUGAAGGAAAUGGUCACUUCCCUCAAGCGCGUCAUUCCUGGUGUCAAGGGUCGGAUCGGAGACUUGUGCAAACCGAAGCAGAAGAAGUACGACGAGGCCGUCAUCACGGCUCUAGGGCGCGACUUUGAUUCGGUCGUGGUUGAUACGGAAAAGACUGGCCAGGAGUGUAUCAAGUAUCUCAAGGAUCAACGGUUCCCCGCCAUGACAUUCCUCCCUCUCGACAAUAUCAAGGUAAACGCUGUCAGCAAUGCCAUCAAGAGCAUACAAGGCGCGCGGCUGACCAUUGAUACCAUCGAUUUCGACUCAUCAUUGGAGCGUGCCAUGACAUAUGCUUGCGGAGGCUCCAUUGUCUGCGAUACGCUAGACAUUGCCAAGGAUGUCUGCUACAAUCGGCGUAUCCAAGUGAAGGCUGUCACUCUCGAAGGUUUUGUGAUUCACAAGGCAGGUCUAAUGACUGGUGGUCGUGGGCCUGAACACAAGGGCAAACGCCGAUUUGAGGAACAUGAUGUUCAGAACCUGCGGAAUACGGCCGACAAAUUCCGAGACGAGAUCGAGAAGCUCCCUAAGGCAGACCGCCGCGGCGCUGCAGAAGAAAGCCUGCAGAGUGAACUAUCCGGUCUUGAACAACGACUGUCUUUUGCCCGGAGCGAGCUUGCGGCGUUUGAUCAAAACCAAACCAGCAAGAAGAAGGAACUCGAGAACGUCAGGCGCCAACUUAAGGAGUUGCAGCCAAAACUCAAAGAGGAAGACGACAAGUUGCAAAAGACUCGAUCUACAGUGGACAAGUUUAAGAAAGCAAUCGCUGAGGUUGAGGAUAAGAUCUUUGCUGAUUUCUGUAAGCGGUUGGGCUACGCAGACAUUCGAGCGUACGAGGCGCAACAGGGUAGUCUGGAGCAAGAAGCUGCCGAGAAGCGCAACGAGUUCGAGCUGCAGAAAUCGCGUCUAAACGGAAGCCUUAAUUGGGAAAAGUCUAGACUUGCCGAUUCUGAGAGCAGACUAAAGCGCAUGCGAGAUCAGCUACAGCGUUUCCAAGAUGAUAUUGAGAAAUACGAGGCCGAGAAAGCCGAGAUCGAAGAGGCAAUGGGUUCCGACCAGGACGCCUUGGCCGCGCUUCAGGAGCAAUACGAGAAGCUAAGGGAGAAGCUGUCCGAGCGCACGCAAAAGGUGAACGAUGCCAAGGCUGAUGUGCAAAAGAGGAGCAAAGAUAUCGAGGGCAGACAGAAGGCUAUCAGUGCUCUGGAGACAGAAGUACAAAAGAACAGCGCUGGCAAGUUUGCGUUGCUUCGGCGUUGUCGACUCGAGCAGAUCAAUAUUCCGUUGUCCGAAGGAUCCUUGGAUAACUUGCCCAAUGAAGACAACCUCCUCCAGCAAGACCCCGACGCCAUGGACGUUGAUGAGGCUGAGGAUGAGGCUAUGGAAGAAGCAAUGAAUGAUCACGGUAUCGAGAUCGACUUUGAAGAACUCCCAGCAGACCUCAGAGAACCCGAUGACGAAACGGUCGAGGAUAAGUUGCAGAGCAAGAUCUCGUCCCUGACAUCGGAGCUUGAGAAAUUGAACCCCAAUAUGCGUGCAAUGGAACGACUUGAAGUAGUUGAAGCUCGACUACAAGCCACGGAUCAGGAAUGGAACGCAUCCAAGGAGGCUUUCAAGGUUGCUCGCGAGGCGUUCGACGAGAUCAAGGCAAAGAGAUUUGAGUUGUUCAAUAAGGCCUUCUCGCAUAUCCAAGAGCAAAUCUCACAAGUCUACAAGGACCUGACAAGGUCUGAAAACUAUCCUCUGGGUGGUCAAGCGUACCUGGAUAUCGAGGAAGACACCGACAAACCAUAUCUUUCUGGCAUCAAGUACCACGCCAUGCCGCCGCUCAAGCGCUUCCGAGAUAUGGAACACCUUUCUGGCGGUGAGAAGACCAUGGCCGCUCUCGCACUGCUGUUUGCUAUUCACAGCUACCAACCAAGUCCGUUCUUUGUGCUCGAUGAAGUUGAUGCUGCUUUGGACAACACAAAUGUGGAAAGGAUCAAGAACUACAUUCGCGAGCACGCCGGUCCCGGCAUGCAGUUUAUCGUCAUCAGUCUCAAGACGGGCUUGUUCCAGGAUAGCGAAAGUCUGGUCGGCGUUUACCGAGAUCAGGAAGUAAACAGUUCGAGGACGCUAACAUUGGAUCUUCGAAAGUACCUCUAA
This is a messenger RNA of Pestalotiopsis fici W106-1, 3780 nucleotides long. RefSeq lists its product as uncharacterized. The record is from RefSeq and is a predicted model, not a curated record. Gene Ontology annotation, biological process: sister chromatid cohesion. The coding region runs from base 1 to 3780 and encodes 1259 amino acids. The transcript has 5 exons. Gene Ontology annotation, cellular component: nucleus; cohesin complex; chromosome. NCBI's taxonomy places the organism in Eukaryota, Fungi, Ascomycota, Sordariomycetes, Amphisphaeriales, Sporocadaceae. Gene Ontology annotation, molecular function: protein binding; ATP hydrolysis activity; ATP binding.